GGAACGGCCAUGAUUGCAUCAUGAGGAAUAACGUCUGCUUAACCUAGAAUAAAAACAAAACCCACCCACGACUCCUCCACAGCACGAUGGAAAAAUAGUCGUUCGAAUAUUUACGAAAUUGAUUAUAUUAUUAGUAUAGUAAAAACCCAGAUAUUCCGAUAUGAUUGAGUCCUGUUCGAAAAAGCGUAUGCUCUUGGGUAUAACUUUGCUGGGAGGGUUAACGAUUCUAGUUCUGAUUGUCGAGAGCCAUUGGACUGAUACAACUGGGGGAAAAGUGUUUGUUGAAAAUGUUGAAUCGAAUUCUACCUGUCUAUCUGGUGAAGACUUCAAAAUAAUCUCAGAGUGCCAUCCUUGCUCCGCUUUUGAAAUUGCCAGUCAGAGUAUUGGAGUUUGUACCAAAGCGAGAUAUAAGGAAAUUAUUGAGUGUAAAUCUGGAGAGAAAAUUACUAGGAGCUGUGACAGAGUUGCAUGGCUGGAAGAGAGAACUUUUUGGAAAUUUGAGAGUAUCACGUUUGUUGGAGCUAUAUUGUCCUGUAUUGCUGUAUUUUGGAGGGAGAAUAUUCUCAGACAGAGAGUUAUAAGGAAAGUUGCAAGACAGCUGAGAGGAAGCGUCUGAUUAUCUACCGCAGCACAAUGGCAAAAGUUUAUUUAAAAGUAUUCUCAGUGAAUGAAUUGUGCCAGGUGCCUAUCGAAACUCUUGUCACACUGUUUACAAUAAAGUAUUGUAACUCAGAUGUGCAAAUAAGACUGGUUAGAGAUGCUAAUGUCAAUGCAGAGAACUCUUUUGUUGUAGACAUUUCUACAUUUCAGUAUGAGUUUAUAGAAUACAGCAAAGUAUCUGAAAUUGCAAGUUGUUGCGAGUUGCCAAACUUGGAGGAGAAUGACAAAAGUUGCAUAGCAGGUCUGUGUGCAACUCUCAGGCAAAUCAUCAGAAAUAUGCUAGUUACUGAUCCAGAACACUAUUCUAGAAGUCUGUUAGGUUUCAAAGAAUCUUGCUUAUUGGCUUGCUCUGAAGCAAGCAUCUGGACAAGGUUUUGCGAGGUGGACAUUGUUUCAACGUUGAAGUCCACAUUUGAACAGAAUCAAGAUGGAAUUUUGCCAAUGAGUCUUGCUAGAUUUGAGAAACACAUGUCUCAGCCUGUAAGAUUACACAAUAUUUACAAGUAUACAAUGUCCAAGAAGUUUACCAAUAAUGUACAGCAAGAUAAGAGUACACUUCCGGAGCAUACUUUUGCAGAAGGUUUAACGCUUACUCUAGCAGAUAUCAUUAUUUUUAUAUGUAUCCACACCCUUUUUACUUUCAUCGACAGGAAGCAGAUUCGCGACAUUAUUCCACUGACAAUGAAGUGGUACGAAAAUAUGCUCACAGAUGAGCACAACCUCAGAAGUUUAGAUAUACUGUGCAUUGAGAACUCUUACAACAAAGGCGUGAUGGUCAACUACAGUCUCCCUCAUACUGAAAAUCAAAGUUUGUACAAAAGCGAUCCCAAGAGGUACAAGCCCAGAAGCCGCAUUUACACGCGUCAAGAUGACAUAGACUACUCGUUGGGAAAAAUAAAGGAUCACGAAGUACCUGUUAAAUUGGACGAUUUGUUUGGCCAAGAAAAAAUAGUAGACUGGUCUGCCAUUCCACACGAAGCCACACCGGCGGGAGGCGACUUGCCAAAUACCCGAUUGCAGCGAAAAUUUCAACAGCUAGAAAGUCUGUGUAAACCCGUUUUAAAACUUGCCAAAGAUGGUGACACUAUUGUUGACUUCUGUUCAGGUGGUGGUCACCUAGGAAUUCUCUUGGCCUACCUACUGCCCAAGUGCAAUAUAAUUUUACUGGAGAACAAAGCGGAGUCGAUGAAGAAAGCCAAGGACAGAGUAGUCAAGCUAUCACUCAACAAUGUGAUAUUCUAUCAGAGUAAUUUGGACUACUUUAAGGGCCACUUUGACAUAGGCACUUGUCUGCACGCAUGUGGAGUAGCUACAGACCUGGUUCUUCAGCAGUGCAUCGAUAAAAACGCAGCUUUUGUCUGCUGUCCAUGUUGUUAUGGAUCUGUUCAAGAUUGCCAUCGUAUAGUCUACCCUAGGAGUCAGGUCGUGAAGGAUGUACUUGACAACAGAAGCUACCUGGUGUUGGGUCACUCCGCGGACCAGACACACGACGUUGAAAACGUUAAGACGAAGCAGGGGUACGAGUGUAUGAUGGUCAUCGACACGGACAGGAAGAUGCAAGCUGAGGAGAACGGGUACCAGGUUUACUUAAACAAACUCACGCCCGAGACUUGCUCUCCUAAGAAUCACCUGCUGGUUGGCUGGCCAAGUCGGCUGAGAAAUUAGUUUUCUGCGCCGUUGUUAAUUUUGGAAUACAUGAGAAAUAUAAUACAUAAUUUUUUAACAAAAUAAAAA
Messenger RNA from Nasonia vitripennis (jewel wasp), 2394 nucleotides. It is a transcript of the gene Gstcd, whose product is annotated as glutathione S-transferase, C-terminal domain containing. Lineage: Eukaryota; Metazoa; Arthropoda; Insecta; Hymenoptera; Pteromalidae. Bases 634 to 2325 code for a protein of 563 amino acids. The transcript has 3 exons. The record is from RefSeq and is marked validated.